Molecule: messenger RNA, 1460 nt
Organism: Dissoconium aciculare CBS 342.82
Lineage: Eukaryota; Fungi; Ascomycota; Dothideomycetes; Mycosphaerellales; Dissoconiaceae
Exons: 1
Coding region: 114-1436 (440 amino acids)
Molecular function (GO): protein binding
Source: RefSeq, a predicted model, not a curated record
AGAAAGAAUUUCUUCAUUUUUCGUAUAUUUUCUGUUUUUAGACAACAGACUCUGGACCCUGACAUCGCGGCGCCGAAUCCCGCACGCGAUCGUGUACCACACCACGGCGCGACAUGUUCGACACGGUCUGCUCCCUCCCCCUCUCCUCCGAUCUCUUCGCGCAAGCCGUCCAUCCCACCGAGCCAUUGGUCGCAGUCGGGCUCAGCGCCGGCCAUGUCGCCACCUUGAAGCUACCUCCCCUCGACGGGAGCAUAGCCGCGCCGACCGCGAGCCGGUCCCAAGGCCGGAGAGGGAGCAACGGCACCGGCGUGAUCGAGACGGCCUGGCGGACGAAACGCCACAAGGGCAGCUGUCGGUGUCUCGCGUACAGCAUCGACGGGCGACAGCUCUACUCCGCCGGCACCGACGGCCUGGUCAAGGCCGCCGACAGCGCCACCGGGGUCGUCACCGGCAAGGUCGCCGUGCCCUUCGACCCCUCCGCCUCCCGGCAGACGGUCGACGCGCCCACCGUGAUCCACGCGCUCAGCCCCCAGACCCUGCUCCUGUCCACCGACUCGGGCGCGCUCCACAUCUACGACCUCCGGGACCCGGCCCCCAGCAUCCCGCUCGACGCCGACCACCGCAAGACCGCCUUCACCGCCGCGCGGCCGUCGCAGACCUACCAGCCGCACACGGACUUCAUCUCCGACCUCUCGCCGAUCCCGCCGUCGGCGGCCUCGACGUCCGGCUUCAGCAAGCAGUGGCUGACCAUCGGCUGCACCACGCUCGCGCUGACGGACCUGCGGCGCGGCGUGCUCGCCAAGUCCGAGGACCAGGAGGAGCUCCUCCUCUCCUGCCUGUACGUGACGGGCCUGCCGGUGAAGAAGAGCAGCGGGCACUCGGGCUCGAAGGCGGUCGUCGGCGGCGGCGACGGCGUGCUCACGCUGUGGGAGAAGGGCCAGUGGGACGACCAGGACGAGCGGAUCCACGUCAGCCGGGAGGGCGAGACGCUGGACUGCCUGGCGCACGUGCCGGACGGGGUCGGCGGGCCGGGCAGGCGGAUCGCGGUGGGCAUGGGCGACGGCCGGAUCCGCUUCGUGCGCCUCGGCAUGAACCGCGUGGUCGGCGAGAACUCCCACGACGACGUCGAGGGCGUCGCCGAGCUCGGCUUCGACGCCCUCGGCCGCAUGAUCUCCGGCGGCGGCCAGGUCGUCAAGGUCUGGCAGGAACACAUGGCCGGGGAGGCGGAGGACGAGCGGGAGGAAGAGGAGGGGGAGGGCGCCGCGGGGAAGCGGACGGCGGACAGCGAUGACGACGACGAUGAUGAUCAGGGCGAUGAGGACGACGAUAGCGACAGCGACGACGAGGGCCCGUCGCAUGGCCGCCGCAAGAAGAGGAAGCGCGGUAAGGGCCCUGCUCCCAGCAAGAGCAAUUUCAAUUUCUCCGGUUUGGAUUGAAGGAGAGAGAGAGAGGGCAGAUUC